AUGACAGAAGUCGAAAUGGCAAACGAUGCCGGAGCAGCAUCGGGCUCCAAACAGGAAAGACUUCCCAUCACCGUCUCCAAGCCAACCCCAUACACCUUCGACCUCGGCUACCUGAUGGUUAACGACCCAAAUCCACUCGAGCUCCCACAAGGCGAGCCGCUGAACAGCUCACUGAAAGCGACAGCCCGCGACGGCGCGCAGAGCCUGCUCAACCAACUGCUGACAACAUGCGAGAUCAAGUCGUCCGUGCAAGAUGGCGUGCUCCUCAGCCUACCAGCACCAGCGACCAUGCUGCCGCGGCACAAGCCGCUGCCGACGCCGAAGCCGCCCACGAAGUGGGAGCUGUUUGCACGCAAGAAGGGGAUCGGCAAAUACAACACCAAGCCCGGGGCGGCGUUGGCGGACAAGGAGCGGCGCAAGAAGCUGGUUUAUGACGAGGCAUCCGGUGAGUGGGUGCCGCGCUGGGGGUACAAGGGGAAGAACAAGGCGGAGGAUGAUCAGUGGCUUGUGGAGGUCCCCGAGAAGGACUGGAAGAAGGAGGAGGAUGCUGCUGCUAAGGGGAGCUCGAUUCGGGGCAUGUCGAGGACUGAGAGGAAGGACCGCAUUAAGAGGAAUGAGCGGAAGAUGCGGUCUAAUGACCGCCGGGCUAAGAAGGGAGGUGCUUGA
Penicillium alfredii is the source of this 666-nucleotide messenger RNA. RefSeq names its product ribosome biogenesis protein RRS1. Gene Ontology annotation, biological process: endonucleolytic cleavage in ITS1 to separate SSU-rRNA from 5.8S rRNA and LSU-rRNA from tricistronic rRNA transcript (SSU-rRNA, 5.8S rRNA, LSU-rRNA); ribosomal large subunit biogenesis; ribosome biogenesis. Gene Ontology annotation, cellular component: preribosome, large subunit precursor; nucleus; nucleolus. The coding region runs from base 1 to 666 and encodes 221 amino acids. The record is from RefSeq and is a predicted model, not a curated record. The transcript is spliced from 2 exons. Lineage: Eukaryota; Fungi; Ascomycota; Eurotiomycetes; Eurotiales; Aspergillaceae. Gene Ontology annotation, molecular function: protein binding.